Punica granatum (pomegranate) is the source of this 1181-nucleotide messenger RNA. The record is from RefSeq and is a predicted model, not a curated record. Lineage: Eukaryota; Viridiplantae; Streptophyta; Magnoliopsida; Myrtales; Lythraceae.
ACUCUCACUUCCCUCAUCCUCACACCUCACGCCUCACAAAGUACCUUUUCUCUCUCGAAAAGUCUCAACUUCCCUUCGGCCUUCACUCGCUCAGUUUUCCAUCAGACGACCGACUCACUCGACUCAUCAGACCCAUCAGCUGGGGUGGUUGUCGCCGGAGUCGGAAAGAAUUCGAUUGUUCGACCGGUCAUCGAUGGCUUUGGAAGCUCUCAACUCGCCGACCGCCACUCCCCCGCCGUUCCAAUUCAUGGACGACGCCGCCGCCUCCAACAUCCACUUCAUGGAGCCCUUCACCAAGCGGAAGCGUUCUAGGCGGCCCCACCAGCCCCCCACCGAGGAGGAGUACCUCGCUCUCUGCCUCAUCAUGCUCGCUCGCGGCGGCCGACGUGCUGGCGAAACGCAAACACCACCCUCUGAUUCGUCCUCUCCAGCCCCGCCGCAGCCGCAGCCGCAGCCGCAGCAGCUGGCGCUGGUCAACAGGGACGCGAGCUCGAACGGUACGAGCAGUUUGAUCUACAAGUGCUCUGUCUGCGACAAGGCGUUCUCCUCGUACCAGGCCCUCGGCGGCCACAAGGCCAGCCACCGCAAGCUAGCCGGCGCCGGUGCGGACGAGCCUUCCACGUCUACUGCCACAGCGACAACGACCGCCGCCAACGCCGCCGCGUCGGGUUCCGGCCGUGUCCACGAGUGCUCGAUCUGCCACAAGACGUUCCCCACCGGGCAGGCCUUGGGGGGCCACAAGCGGUGCCACUACGAGGGCGGCGCCGCAAACAGCGGGGCGACCGCGACAGGUUCGGUCAGCGUGGGGUCCACUCACACAGCGGGGCACAGCCAGCGGGACUUCGACCUGAACCUGCCGGCGCUCCCGGAGUUCUCGCCGAAGUUCCUGGUCUCCGGGGACGACGAGGUGGAGAGCCCGCACCCCAUGAAGAAAGCGCGCCUGUCGAUUCCGUUGAAAUUGGAAGUCCCGUCGGACGCAUGAAGUUGAACGGCACACCCUUUCUUCAUUCACUGUUCUUAGAUAAGUUUUUUUUUUUUUUUUUGGGAAAGAGAGAUUGGAUUGGAAUAUUAUUCGGUGUACAUACGGCGGUCGAACCGACAUUGGUUGCGUUUAGUUGUUUAAGCUGUGACCACGAAAUUCUUCAAUUCAUUAUUAGAAAAUAUAAUUUUCUUUCUGCAUA